This is a messenger RNA of Dibothriocephalus latus, 786 nucleotides long. The record is from the annotation of a GenBank genome assembly. Lineage: Eukaryota; Metazoa; Platyhelminthes; Cestoda; Diphyllobothriidea; Diphyllobothriidae.
ACAAACAAUGCAAAAGACGAGUCGAAGCCUGGAAAAUCAGCUCAAAAUUUGGAUGCCGUCACCAAAACUGAGUCAGCUGAACAGCUUCAUCCCCUUGGCAAAACAUUCACAGCGCACGAAGGUGAUCCCCACUCUGUCACUAAGACUACUCUCAGAGUCGCCGUGGAGAGGGAUGGGCGCAAUCAAAAAUCUUCGGAAGUCUAUCCCCGUGACACAGAGACUUACUUCGAUCAGACUCUUAUCGAAACCGAAGACUUUUCUGCCCUGAAUGAUGAUUCUCACAGGCCUGAAACAAAUAUACCAGCAUCGGGUGGUAACCAGCCGAACACAAACGUAUCAAAUCGCGCGGUGGAGGAAACAAAAGGCCAAAGUGAACCUCGAGAGGUUCUCAAACCGGUUAGGGUCCUGGGCUUCAACCAAACCGUGCCUGUGAUUAACUUAAGCACGGGAAGAAAUAUCAAACUUUUUUACACUUCAGCACACCUGGGUGUUAUAUAUGAUGUGGGGAAAAAUGAACAAGUCAUAAUGCGUGGUCACGUAAACACCAUUCAAAGCACCUGCUGCAGUAAGGACAAGCGCUGGUUAGUUACUGGUGACGCCGGCCCGGACAGCGCCGUCAUCUUGUGGGAUGCGAAGACGGUGCAACCCCGCUUUAUUGUCAGUGAGCAUUCAAGCACGCUUGAAAGCAUAUGUGAUUGUGCUAGGGGUGAAGGUGCUUCGGUGAAGGUUAAAAACCACGAAACUCGAAACUCUGGCUCUGAAAUUACUUUCACAAAGCCUGAGUGA